ACAUGGCAAAACUUUCUUGUCAUACUUGUUAUCUACACUGCCUGGGUAUCCCCAUUCGAAUUCGGCUUUCUUGAUAAGCCCGCGGCCCCCUUAUCCAUCACGGACAAUGUUGUCAAUGGAUUUUUCUUUAUCGACAUUGUCCUUACAUUCUUCGUGGCUUACCUGGAUCGGACUUCUUAUCUUCUUGUCGACAGCCGAAAGCUGAUUGCUCGAAAGUAUGCCACCACUUGGCUGUUAUUUGACGUCAUAUCCACAGUCCCAUCCGAACUUGCUCGUAAAAUAUCCCCAAAAUCUCUUCAGGCUUACGGGCUUUUCAAUAUGCUUCGCCUAUGGCGUCUAAGAAGGGUCGGCGCCUUAUUCGCG
Messenger RNA from Striga asiatica, 363 nucleotides. Lineage: Eukaryota; Viridiplantae; Streptophyta; Magnoliopsida; Lamiales; Orobanchaceae. The record is from the annotation of a GenBank genome assembly.